CCAAGUUUCAACUCAGUCGAUCGGAUUGGCAAGGUCCCACGGCGCCCUCUAUGUUGUUAGCGACACGACAGCUCAAGCAACUCGGUAUUUUAGUAGAAGAUUGUCGUUGUCCCUACAAGAACCUUUUGCACUCCAGCUUUCAAUGCCUUCCGUGUCACAGGAGUGCCUCAAUGCCCUCGCCUCCCGGGUCAAAUCUUCACUCAAGCUCUUGCGCACGCUCAAAGUUCAACAGGCUGCUGCGCAGAGCACCAUCUCCAUGCUCAAGUCGAAGGUUUCCUCGCUCGGGUCACUCGCCCAGGCAUCCUAGACCGUGUCACCGCCAAGAUCCUGUGCAUGCCUGACGCCACUCUUGCCCUCUCGACCCGCUCGAGCGUCGAACCUAACCCUCGAUCCCGCCUGCGCACGCUCGGUUCUCUUCAGUACAUGCAUCCAUUUGCCUGCGACCCAAAUUUAUAUGCACAUCAUGCCACACGCGCUCUAGUGUGUUGACGAGGAGGGUGAGUAACAGCUGGCAACAAAGACAUGAACUAGGGAGAGGGAGGCCGAGCGUCACCAAGCCAGUUCUGCCUUUGUGCCCAUGCGUGAACGUGCGACCCCUCAACGCCAUGCACCCGCCUUUGCAUGCUAUCCCCGUUCAUCCGCGCGCUUCCCCUUGUCCCGUCAAGCCCAAGUUAGACUCAUCUAGCCCACGCCCGUCCGCCACCGAAUGCCCUCGAUCCCUUUCAUCCCUUGAGCUCACGCAUCCGCCUUCGCCUGCGACCCAGAUCCGACCCAGAUCCGCUUCCGCAUGACUCAUCCAGCUCGCGCGCGCGUGCACGCACAACCUCUCGACGGCCCCUCGACCACUCCUCCCUCGUCCUGGAUCGUUGCCAAAACCAAAGGCACACUCGACCCCGUGCACGCUUGACCCCUCAUCCCCUCAUCCUCGUCGCCCUCGUCCUCUCGAGUUUGCGCACACUCGAUCUCACAUUCGUCAACAGUCCCAUCCUCGACCUAACCUAACUGGCUGGUAGCGUAGGAAGAAGAGGACCGGCAGCGGCGGUGGCGGCUGAGAGACGGGCUGGGAACAUGGAUGGGCGUGGAGGACGAGGAUAUCUAUGGGGAGAUGCACGCUCGCUGACCAGGACAAGCGUCAUGAAGCCCACGCACCCCACGUUUCCGGCCGUGCAUCCCUUCGACCCCACAUACGCACACUCAUAUCUGUGAACACAAGCACGCCCACCACCCAGUGUCCUCGCAACCAUUCCGCCCGCCUGUCCGCUCAACCCGAUGAAGCUGCGAUUCCGCCCCCAAUUUCGCCCGCGCAUAUUCGUCCCCUUCAGCGCACGCACCACCUGGGAUCCAAAUGCUUGAGCACGCUGCCCCUCGACCUCCUGGGCCAUCAAAGUUCACGCUUGUGCCCUCAUGCCCAAGCGCUCACGCGCGUCCCCUCGACACCACGCAAGGUUGCCCCCUCAUUCUCCCUCCCUCGACCUGCGUCACCACUGAGACCCCGCGGUCCAACAACAGUUGGCGUCCCCACACUGUCGCCGUCCCUCCACCGCGUCGACGAGGAGGUCAAGGAGCAGCUGGUGGCGGAGGAAUGA
This is a messenger RNA of Heterobasidion irregulare TC 32-1, 1586 nucleotides long. RefSeq lists its product as uncharacterized. The transcript has 6 exons. The record is from RefSeq and is a predicted model, not a curated record. NCBI's taxonomy places the organism in Eukaryota, Fungi, Basidiomycota, Agaricomycetes, Russulales, Bondarzewiaceae. Bases 1098 to 1586 code for a protein of 162 amino acids.